AUGUCAACUCUGGGCUUGGAUCUCAUCUUCAAGUCGGGUACUGAUAUCCGAGGUGUCGAGGCCUCAAGCGCUAUGCCCGAGGCUAGCAGGCCUGUCGAGGAACCCAUGCGAACCCUAACGUUCGACGUUAGGGAAGAGCGCGACGGCAUCAAAAGGCUGUAUAUCCGUGCUCCUGCUUUCGAGAAUGCAUCGGUACUUCCAUUCGCUGAGAAAGCCAGGAAUAGGUCUGUCACUGAUAGAAUGAUAAUAUAUGAGAGACUCAAGUACAUGGAAGCUGAGGACAAGAUCGAACGUGUAAGCUGCUCGGAUGCUGCUAUCAUCCUUGAGCCG
This is a messenger RNA of Perkinsus marinus ATCC 50983, 330 nucleotides long. RefSeq lists its product as hypothetical. The annotation marks the transcript as partial. NCBI's taxonomy places the organism in Eukaryota, Perkinsozoa, Perkinsida, Perkinsidae. The record is from RefSeq and is a predicted model, not a curated record. The transcript has a single exon.